GCUUGAGGAAGGCUUCCUUGGCCCUUAUGUACACCCAGUAAACCUCCAUCUUUAUGCUUUUCUCUUCAAGUUUAAGUUUGUUUAGUUUCCCUUAGGAAACUCCUACAGAGAUUCUUUAGGAGGAACCAGAUUAGCAUAGUGAAGAAGAUUGACAACAAGCGAUUGGCAUCUUGAUGAAUGAGCGAAGAUUUUCUUGUUCGAAUCCGGCGACAUCUUCAAAUGUUUUCAAGUUGUCUACAAACGUUGUACAUUGGUUAUGUUGUUGAUUUUUAUAACAGCUUCUACGUUUUUCCUCGGUAGAUUGAUCCAUUUACCUAACAAUUCUUCUGGGAGCUUUUCUUCAGUGAAAAACGUAUAUGAUUUUGUUGGAUUUAGUGCCGUCCGCUUUCGUCACAGAUGGUCACGCCAAGACAAUGAGAAGAAGCAAGCGUUGUGUUACAGGUAGCUCAAGACUGAAGAAAAAUACCUCGGCGUCCUCAGUCAAAAAGAAGAAAACUGAAACUCAAAGUGACAUUUCUCACGAUAAACAAAACGAAGAUGAAUCAACACGCGAAAAUAURGAAACAAUUAUCGAAAAGAAACAUUGCGAAAACACAUUUGAUCAGUCUGAAGAGAAAUCAAGUGAGCAGAGGAACAAUGACGUCAAUUURCAGAUUGAUUCCUCUGGGGGGAGGAUUGGGGAGGAUAUUAGUCAAGAGAGGGCAGUAAAACAAGGAACCAAUGCAAUGCCUGAUUUUUUCUUACAAGAUGAAGAUGGCGAUACGUAUUUGCAUAUAGCGGUCGUACAGUGCAACGAAGGUCUGGUUAAUUAUCUCAUUCAAGCUAUGAAAACAACGACACUUGAUAUUUUCAACAACUUGAGACAGACUCCUCUUCAUCUGGCCGUUAUAACGGAACAAACAAAUCUCAUUGGACAACUAAUCAAGGCCGGAUGUGACGUAAACGCUAUGGACCGAAAUGGUCAAACUCCUCUCCAUUUAGCUUGUCAGCGAAGUGACGUGGGUAGUGCACAUGCUAUCUUUGAAAGCGCCUCAACGAACCAAAGAAGCAUCAGGUUGGACGUGAAAAAUUUURAAGGUCUUUCUCCUCUUCACCUAGCUACCAUGACAGGCAAUCGAGAACUUAUUGGCCUUAUCAUAGACCAAGGGGCAAACAUUAAUAAUAAGGACACAAGUAGCGGUCGCACGCCACUACACCACGCGGUGGAGGMGGGAAAAUAUCACGUGGUCGAGUACUUCCUAGCACGUGGUGCAAGUGCUAAUGCCACAACAUAUUCGGGUAAUACACCUUUACAUACAGCCGCAGGUCGUCAUAUGCACGAAAUGAUUAGACUUCUCAGUCAACAUGGAGCCGAUGUGAACUUAGCCAACAUGGAGGGAGAUAAACCUAAAGUUGUACAGGGAAGCGCCCAGGGUCAAAGACAGUUGGAGGCUUCUCGAAAACGUUCUAAGAAAACCAAUAACAGCAAGUCUACUGAACAGUCUACCUCUAAGAGGUCAAAAUCAUAAAUUUUGUAAAUCUUGAAAUUUGUUAAUUAUUCGGAUAUCAUAUCU
This is a messenger RNA of Exaiptasia diaphana, 1553 nucleotides long. Its product is annotated as B-cell lymphoma 3 protein homolog. Lineage: Eukaryota; Metazoa; Cnidaria; Anthozoa; Actiniaria; Aiptasiidae. The coding region runs from base 357 to 1508 and encodes 383 amino acids. The transcript is spliced from 6 exons. Gene Ontology annotation, molecular function: protein binding. The record is from RefSeq and is a predicted model, not a curated record.